AGACAAGUACAUCUCAAGUGCAUCUCCACUGUGAAGCCAUGUAAACAUCCACAGAUGGCCAUGAUCAUCAUUUGUACCGUUUGUGCGACGGUGAUGUUGAGAUACUGAGGUACUGAAAUACACGAGUGCGACGUCAAAAUCCGAGCAGGGGUAAGGUUAACCUCCAGGCUAGUCCCCGCACUAAUUGCUGGGACCUGACCCCAUCAUCAACCCUCACCAACAAAUCAAAUCACCACGACUCUCCUCCAAUGCCUCCAAUUUCUCCAAUUUCAAUUCCUACAACUCCUAGAAUCGUCAUAUAUUAUCAGACGCAACAUCAUGCCGAUGGCAGAUCAUGUUCAAUAUUACCUAUCAUCACCCAGCCAAACAUCGCGGUAACGCACGUAAACGUCGCGGCAAUCCAUCUCAAUGAUCCUCCGGGAAAUAUAACUCUGGUACAUCUGCCAUAUCCUCUGUACAAACAACAAUACUAACAAGUAAUAGAAUGAUCAUGUACCUCACCAUGAGCGCUACGUCACCAUGUGGGCAGAACUCCGCAUCCUCCAAGCAACUGGAAUAAAAGUAAUGGGAAUGCUUGGUGGGGCAGCCAAAGGUUCAUUCACUCGACUCGACCAAGACGAAGCCACAUUCGAACUUUACUACGUCCCUUUACGGAACCUUAUCCGUGAGCGUGGCCUCGAUGGUUUAGAUCUCGACGUUGAGGAGGAGAUGAAUCUGGCUGGAAUAAUACGAUUGAUUGACCGACUAAAAGCUGAUUUCGGGCGUGGAUUUAUCAUUACGCUCGCGCCUGUGGCUGCGGCACUGAUAUCUGAACGGCCUGAACAUAAUUUGAGUGGGUUUAAUUAUGAGGCUUUGGAGGUUAUGAGAGGAAGUAGUAUUGAGUGGUAUAAUACGCAGUUUUAUUGUGGAUGGGGCGAUAUGAGUAAGACGGCUGGAUAUGAUAUGAUGAUGAUGAGGGGAUGGCCUGCACAUAAAGUUGUGGUGGGUAUGGUUACCAAUCCGGGGAAUGGUAAUGGAUGGGUACCGUUUGAGCCACUCCGAGAAGUACUUCUUAAUCUGAAGUCCAGAUACCCUACAUUUGGUGGUGUUAUGGGUUGGGAAUACUUCAAUUCUUUACCAGGGGAUAAAGAUAGACCAUGGGAGUGGGCGGCUUGGAUGACCAAGGUUCUGGGUAAAUUACCGAUAUCCACACCUUCGGGGCCGAGUACGAGUACAAGUGCUGUGGCAGAUAAACAGAAGCCACUUGUCAACAACAAUGUAGAUGAUGAUCUCCAGGGGGAUGCUCCUUUACCUGCGGAAUUUGAGUACCAUUCCGAGGGACUUUGGGAAGAUUAAUGAUACCCCGUUUCUUGCAUAAAGAUAGUUAUAAAAUUGAGUUUUUUUAUUGUCGAAGUUUGCUGUUUCUUUAAGGAGAGCCAGUG
Molecule: messenger RNA, 1421 nt
Organism: Sclerotinia trifoliorum
Lineage: Eukaryota; Fungi; Ascomycota; Leotiomycetes; Helotiales; Sclerotiniaceae
Source: the annotation of a GenBank genome assembly